Dromiciops gliroides (monito del monte) is the source of this 1263-nucleotide messenger RNA. Its product is annotated as pre-mRNA-splicing factor RBM22-like. The coding region runs from base 1 to 1263 and encodes 420 amino acids. The transcript has a single exon. Gene Ontology annotation, cellular component: U2-type catalytic step 2 spliceosome; U2-type catalytic step 1 spliceosome; Prp19 complex. The record is from RefSeq and is a predicted model, not a curated record. Gene Ontology annotation, molecular function: metal ion binding; pre-mRNA binding; U6 snRNA binding. NCBI's taxonomy places the organism in Eukaryota, Metazoa, Chordata, Mammalia, Microbiotheria, Microbiotheriidae.
AUGGCGAUGUCUCUGGGUUCCAACACCUACAACAGGCAGAACUGGGAGGACUCAGACUUCCCUAUUCUGUGUCAGACUUGCCUUGGAGAAAACCCUUACAUCCGGAUGACCAAAGAAAAAUAUGGGAAAGAAUGCAAAAUUUGUGAUAGGCCGUUCACAGUGUUCCGCUGGUGCCCCGGUGUUCGCAUGCGUUUUAAGAAGACUGAAGUGUGCCAAACUUGUAGCAAGCUGAAAAAUGUCUGUCAGACCUGCCUUUUGGACCUAGAGUAUGGCUUACCUGUUCAGGUCCGUGAUGCAGGACUCUCCUUUAAGGAAGACUUGCCUAAGUCUGCUGUGAACAAAGAAUACUACACCCAGAACGUGGAGCAAGAGAUUUCUAACUCUGAUGGAACUGGGCCAGUUGGAGUUCUUGGGAAGGCUCCACCUCCUAGUCCCAUGCUGCUCCAAUUAGCUCGGACCACCCCGUACUACAAACGGAAUCGUCCUCACAUUUGCUCCUUCUGGGUGAAAGGAGAAUGUAAGAGAGGAGAGCAGUGUCCAUACAGACAUGAGAAGCCUACAGACCCGGAGGAUCCUCUUGCUAAUCAGAACAUCAAAGAUCGCUACUACGGUAUUCACGAUCCUGUGGCAGAUAAGAUUCUAAAAGGAGCUUCCACAGCGCCUCACCUGGACCGUCCAGAGGAUCAGACCAUCACCACUCUAUACAUCGGUGGCCUGGGAGAUACAAUCAGUGAGAGAGAUCUCAGAAAUCACUUUUACCUGUUUGGAGAGAUCCGGAGGAUCACAGUCAUCCAGAGAAAGCAGUGCGCUUUCAUCCAGUUUGCCACUAGGCAAGCUGCAGAGAUGGCUGCUGACAAGUCCUUCAACAAACUGAUUGUAAAUGGGCGCAGGCUACAUGUGAAGUGGGGAAGAUCUCCGGCAGCCAAAGGAAAUGAAAAGGAAAAAGAAGGAACUUCGGACCCUGGAAUUCAGCUGGAGCCUGUCCCAGGACUUCCUGGAGUUCUUCCUCCUCCUCCAGCAGCUGAAGGAGAAGCCUCUGCCAAUUAUUUCAAUCUCCCACCCAGGGGUCCUCCAGCAGUGGUGACUAUGGCCCUGCACCCUCCCUGUGGGAUUGCACCUCCUCCCCAACCAGGUCUUGAACCAUACAUGUUCCACCCAAUGGGACCACCACCUCCCUUCAUGGCAGCUCCAGGACUCAUCCACUAUCCUUCUCAGGAUCCUCAGAGGAUGGGGGCUAGUGCGGAAAAGCACAGCACUGUCUAA